AUGGUUUCCGAACCUAAAGGGGUUUAUAAUAAAACGUGUGUUUUCAAUGGAGAAAACUAUGGUUAUUGGAGGGAUUGUAUGCGUGUUCAUAUCAAUUAUAUUGAUAGAAAUGUAUGGAACUCCAUCCAAAAUGGUCCUUUUGAAAUUACGAUGACCAAUACGGAUGGUGCUGUUGUACCUAAAUCGGAAGCACAAUUGAAUGUGAAUGAUGAGAAAAUAUGGCCAUGUUAUUGUAAAGGAACGAAUAUUCUCAUAUUAGCUUUAGGAUUUGAUGAAUAUUACCGUGUUUCUCAUUGCACAACCACUAAAGUUAUGUGGGACUCAUUGCAAGUUGCCCAUGAGGGCAUAAAUGAAGUCAAACAAGCUAGAAUCAAUCCUUUGAACCAAGAGUUUGAACUCUUUCAUAUGAAUCACGGUGAAACCAUUUUCGAUAUGCAAAAGAGGUUUACUGAUCUCGUAAACUAUUUGAACGCACUUGGUAAUCCGGUUUCAAAUGAAAUUGCUACUAACAAAAUUUUAAGAUGUCUUAAUAGGGAAAGAUAUCUGAAGGUCAUGAUAAUUAAGGAAGCUAACAACCUCUUGACAUUAGAUACUACUACUUUGUUUGGUAAGCUUGAAGAACAUAACCAAGAGAUCAUUUUCUUGGAGAAGCAAGAGAGUAAGGUGAAGAAAGAAAAUAACAAAGAAAAUGAGGUAGAUAAGAAGUCAAUUGCUUUAGUGGCUUCUAGUUCUAAGUCCCUUACUAAAGAGCAAGAUGAUAGUGGAACUAGUGAUGAUGAAUGUUCGGAUGAUGAAGAAAUGAGGUUGUUUGUUAAAAGGUACCAUAAGUACAUUAAGAGAAAUAUAGUGAAACACUCCGACAAAAAUCUCAUCAACUAUAUAAGGCAUUCAAAUACCUCAAGGGAAGAUGAAAAUAAGAAACAAAAAUCUAAAGGUUCAUGCUAUAAUUGUGGAAGAGCCGGUUAUUAUAAGCCAGAUUUUUCAUUGCUUAAGAAGUAUAAAGGAAAGGGUCAUCACAAGAAGUCUAACAAGCCUAAAAGAGCAUACAUCGCUUGGGAAAGUGGUAGUGAAUCCUCAAGUGAAGGUUGUUCAAGUGAAAGUGAUGAAACGGUAAAUUUUUUCCUCAUGGCCCAUCAUAAGAAGAAGAAUGUAAGUCAUUCCAAAUAUGAAGCUAUUGAUAAAAUGUCUUAUUCUGAUUUACAAAUUGCUUUUGAAAAUCUACAUGGAGAAGCCGUAGAAGCUUUUAAAAGGUUGGAUUCAAACAAAAGAAUAUUUUCAUAUUUAGAGCCAAAAUUUUAG
Messenger RNA from Lathyrus oleraceus (garden pea), 1299 nucleotides. RefSeq lists its product as uncharacterized. The transcript has a single exon. The coding region runs from base 1 to 1299 and encodes 432 amino acids. The record is from RefSeq and is a predicted model, not a curated record. NCBI's taxonomy places the organism in Eukaryota, Viridiplantae, Streptophyta, Magnoliopsida, Fabales, Fabaceae.